Molecule: messenger RNA, 1261 nt
Organism: Harmonia axyridis
Lineage: Eukaryota; Metazoa; Arthropoda; Insecta; Coleoptera; Coccinellidae
Product: odorant receptor 7a-like
Exons: 6
Coding region: 173-1174 (333 amino acids)
Biological process (GO): sensory perception of smell; detection of chemical stimulus involved in sensory perception of smell
Cellular component (GO): plasma membrane
Molecular function (GO): odorant binding; olfactory receptor activity
Source: RefSeq, a predicted model, not a curated record
AACGGUCAAAUGUUUACUUCAUCUGUUCGGUAUAUGGGAGGAGGGAGGCUAUCCAAAACAUUAUGCACGUAAAAUCACCUUUGUUGUUAUCUACAUCAUUUUCAAUACGACUUGUUUCCUUGGUUUCUACAGCGAGAUUUUUAACGGAAAUCUCGAAGUUAUUUGUUCGAAAAUGGCAAUGUUAACAGUUGGUGGCUAUGCGAGUACAGUAAUACUGGUCCAUAAUAAGGAGACAUAUCAGAAAUGGUUGGAUCAAUUAUUCAAAAAUGAACAGUUCAUGUAUAACCAUCCAAAUCCGAAAAUUAGAAGAGUUCAUCGAUCUACCAUCAAAACUAUUUGGCCAGCACUUCUCUUCAAAAUGAACCAAUGGGCGCUUGGUACUGCUGUUAUUAUCUUUGUCAUCAUGAUAUUCGUUUUUAUAAACAAAUUGAAGCACAUCGAUGAAUGUUCUGUGGAGGAGGAUUGUAAUAUGGUUCUUAUGGGAUAUUACUAUUUCCCCUGGGAUACUAAUAAAUAUUACUGGGUGGCCAACAUGGAAGAUGCAGUAUUUGGUGGAUUAUGUGGAAUAUUUGCUAUUACGAGAGAUAUGUUUCUCGCAUCAUACAUUUGCUAUUUGAUAUGUAGACUAAGACUUCUGUCAUAUAUAGUCAGGAAUCUGAAGGAAUUUGCGGUUGAAGAAAUCGAUAGUUUUAAGAAAUUCGAUGAAAAAAUCGAUUAUCUCCUGAGGCUGUGUGUUAGGGAACAUCAAGAUAUCAUAAGGGAAUUCUUUGUACUGCGAGAAAAUUCAUCGAAGAUGUUCUUGGUUAUGUUGAUAGUACAUGCUCCUGCAGUAGCAAACAUUACACUUACGAUAUUCAAAGGAGACAGCACAAGCACUUUCGCACUCUUCGUUUAUUGUGCCGCUUUUUAUGGAUGUACCCACCUUUAUCUAAUACUUUCGUUAUCUGAACAAUUAUCUUCAGAGUGUCUUUUUUUGGCAGAAUCCAUACAUUUUCUGAAAUGGUAUGAAAUGAAUGUCAAACAUCAAAAAAUUCUCAAAUUCAUUCUGAUGAGAGCUCAAAAACCAUUUGUUCUUACUUGUGGAGCUUUAUUUCCUGCCAAUUUGAGCGUAUUCACCAAGACCAUGAGGGCUAUAUACACAAUAUUGAAUGCCUUCAUCAAUUUGAGUCAAUAAAUGGGAAAUAAUACAAUAUAUGUGAAAUAGGUAUUGUAUGUACCGACCUACACUGAAAAUAAUACGAAAAUAAAUUGCAGUAUCCAA